Cercopithifilaria johnstoni is the source of this 6084-nucleotide messenger RNA. Lineage: Eukaryota; Metazoa; Nematoda; Chromadorea; Rhabditida; Onchocercidae. The record is from the annotation of a GenBank genome assembly.
AUGGAACAAAAAAGGGAAAAUACUCCAUCGAAGGGACAACGUAGCAGUGAAAAAACAAUUUCUAGCGAAAUAAAAUAUGAGAUAACAGGAAGUGGUGGUAAUAUAAAUGAUAAUAUAGAAUAUAUCGAUUCGAUGAAUACAGCUGGCCUCGGAUACGAUACCACGGAAGAAGGAAUUUCGAAAACUCUUUAUGAUCAUCCCAAAGAUGAAUUAAUUAAUUACAAAAGACGUAUCGAUGCAAAUACCGAACAACAACGUGAACAUGCUGAUAUAAUGGCUGCACUGCAGCGUAAGAUUGAGCAAUAUCGGCGACGAUUUGCGGAAAUCGAAGGAAAACUGGCGGUGCGUGAAUUGAAUGAUUCGGGUGAUUUGGCAAAUAUAAAACUAAAUGAGGAAUGGUUGCUUAGUUCAAAAUUUAAAAUGCGGGAAAUUGGCGAUGCAGAAUUUGCAAACCAAUUAGAGGAUGAACGUAGAAGAGUGGAAGAUUUGGAUAUGCAAUUGCAACAAGAACGUCUUCAAAAUGAUCAAUUACAAGGCGAGAUUCAGCGUUUACGUCAGCAGUUUGGUAUUAGCAUCCGUGACAAGGAAAGAGUUUAUCAAAUACGGGAACGGAAUCUUACACGUUAUUUGAACGAAGAACAGCGUAAGAUGAUGGAGUUGUGGUCAGAGUUACAACGAGUACGUAAACAAUGCUCGGAAUACAGAGAACAAACGGAACAUGACCUGGAAAAUCAGCGUAAUGAAUUCAUCAAAGUAAUUCGGCAUGUAAGCGGUCUAGUCCGAGGACUUAAUGUUGAGAGUGGUACACAUACAUUAUUGUCGGAUUUGUCAAGUGAAAGUGGAGUAGAUAUCACCCAGGAUACUGUACUCAUCGAAGCGGUCAAACGUUUCCACGAUUCACAACAGCAAGCAGCUCCGGUAAUUGGACCAGAACUGAUCACUGAACUUCGGUUAGCUCGUUCCGAAGAUGCUGGUCUGCACGAUGAGCUUUUGAGAAAAUAUGAGGAAAGUGCAAAGCGAAUCAUCGAAUUAGAGAGCCGUGAUGAUGAAAGUCAUAAUAAAUUAGUUGCUUUGGAAAGUGAUCUGAAACGUACACGUGAUCGUCUUGCUGAGAGCCAGAAUGCUCUUCGUAAAUUAUAUGAUCUGGCAUAUGAUUAUGAAAUUGAUAGUAAAAAAAAAACAAGAUCAUCAUCACCAGCAAAAGGUUAUGUUCCACCACCUGAAGUUGUUCGUAGCGUUCGUUACGUCUUAAACAGUCGUAUCAAUGAUAAUAAUGUAUUGCAACGUAAAUUGAAAAGUGCUGAAGUUCAGGUUGGUGAACUUACAACCAAAUGUGAUUCACUUGAAGAAAUCCGUCAUCGUCUGGAAAAGCAAAUAGCUGACGCAAAUCGAGCACUAAUGAAUCGCGAAAGAGAAUUGGAUGAUGCGAAUCACACAGUGACAAAUCUGGAAGAUCGUUUAAAAAAUCUUGAACAGGAAAAAUUAUCCGUCGAAGGCGCACGUCGUCACCUUGAAGAUGAAAUUCGGAAAAUGAGAGAGCAAUUUAACAACACUCUAUUAGACGUAGAACGAAGAGCUGCUGAAGAUGCAGAUGAUCGUAUCCGAAAAAUCGACGAGGAUGCUAAACUACGCAUAUCUGAACUUACCGGUCGUAUUGAAAUGCUCCUGGAAGAAAACAGAAGGUUAAAAGAUGAAACUGAUGGCAUGAAAAAUCGAAUUCAAGAUAUUGAAAAAGAAUACAAUAAUAUUGUUAAGAAAUUGGAGAAAAAAGAUAAUGCAUUGAAAAAUUUGGAGAAUAUACGUCAACGUUUGGCUAAUGAAUUAGAGGAACAACGUGUACGGUUCGAUACAGUGACCAGUGAAUUCGACAAUUUGAGAACAAAUUACGAUAGUGCCAACAAGAACACGGUAGCUAUUGAAUUAACGGUGAAAGAAAUCAAGCAGCAACGGGAUGAAAUUAUAAAGCAAAAGGAUGCGCUGACGAAAGCGCUUGAUGAUUUAGAAAAUAAGCUGAAUAUUGAAGCAAAAGCGCGUGAUGAUGCCGAAAAGCUUAACCAACGUCAUUUGGAUGAAAUCAAUAAUUUCAAAAAGCAAAUCAACGAAUAUAUAACUGAAUCGACAGUUAUUCGACGUCAAAAUGAUGAUUUUGAUACGCAAUUGAAAACAAAUCAAGCCAAACUAACCAGCACGGAGAAUUCUUUGAUUGCUGCGAAAAAAGAAAUCGAAAAAUUAUCCGAAAUGAAUAAUCGCCUACAACAGGAUAAGAAUGAUCUUAGCGGUGCGAAACAAAAAAGUGAUACGGAAUUCAAGUUAAUUAAUGAAAGAAUCUAUAAAUUGGAGCAAGAAACGGAACGUAUUAGGAAAGAUAAUAAAGAAUUGGAAGAUCAUGAACGUAUAGCACGUGAGGACUUAAAACAAGAAACAAAUCGUAAUCAUCUUCUUAAAAAGGAACUUGAAGAAGCUCAAACUGAGAUCGUUGCAUUAAAUGAUCGUUUGGCAAAAAUGGAUGCAAAUUUCAAGGUGAAAUUAGACGAAACUAUCAGAUCAAACUUAGAUAAAUCACAUGAGAGCAAAAAUGAAAAGAUUCUUAUAAAGCAUGAAACGGAAGUCUAUGAGAUUAAUAGAUACAAGACUGAAUUGGAGAAACUUGAAACUGAUAAAGAUGAUUUGGAAAAACGUAUCGUCGCUUUGCAAGACGAAGUUAAUGAGAAAGAUCAAUAUACUGAUCAAUUGAAUGCUGAGAUCGCUGACCUAAAGCAUAAAUUACAAACUGAAAUUGAAAAGGUUCAGAAAGAAACAGCAAUAAUGCAAGAAAGAUAUCAUAUCGAAUUGGAUGAGGAAAAAGAUAACCAUCAAAAGAAGAUUCAUUCAAUGGAUGCUUUGGUGGAAGAAUUAAACAUUAAAUUAAGUAAUGCUGAACGAACAUUGGCUAAUUUAAAAAAUCGUGAUAGUAUCCUGGAACGUGAGAAUAACGAUUGGAAGGAAAAAUUUGAUGCAUUAAAUAUGGAAUUGGAUCAUUUACGUAAUGAAUUAUCAAUUGCACGACGUGAUGCUGAAAAAGAAAUUAAUCGUUAUAAUACCGAUUUACAAGCAGCACGUAAUGAAAUUAAAUUGCUUACUUCAACCAAUACCGAAAUGAAAUCGCAACUUACUACUGCAGAAGAUAAGAUCAAUUCAUUGAAUAAUAUUAUCACCGAUCAACAGGAUAAAAUUCGCGAUUCAACGAGUGAAAUUGGUCGUCUGGAAGGUGAAAUUAAAGAUGCAAAGGGAAAUGUAGCAAAUUUAGAAACUGAAUUAGAUACUGCUCGAGAACGGAUUCAUCUACAGGAAGAACAAUAUGCCUCGCUUCAAACCGAACUUAACAAAAUAAAAAGUGAUAUGGAUUCAUUGCUUGAUGAAAAUGAGAUGCUUAAGAGCACCAAACAAUCAAAUGAAAUUGAAAUGGAUCGUUUGCAACAGAAACUUCAGCGAUCAAUUGAAAAUGCUAAAAAACAUUCUGAUGCUCUUGAAAAACUUCGUUCUGAACAUGAACGCCUACAAAAUUCAUAUCGUGAAAAAGUAAAGCAAGUGGAAAAUCUCACACAGACAACUCAAAACUUGGAAUUACGAUUGAAUCAGUCACGUCGCGAACUUCGUGAUACAGGCGAUAAGCUAUUAGCUAGCGAAGGAGAUCGGAAUACGCUUCGAAGUGAAAUCGAAAAAUUACAACAUGAAGUACAAUUUCUGCGCGGACAAUUUCUUCGUAAGACGGAUGACUAUCAGGCGGCAAUGAAUGAUCUCAUAAGCGCUCAUCGAACUGCAGAAGAUGGUCGCGUUAAUGCUGUACAAGAAUUGGAAGCUCGCAAGUAUGAAAUCAAUGAUUUACAAUCUCGAUUAGAUAAUACGGAACAAUAUCUUAUAACUCUGCAACAAAAUUAUGCAACUGUAGAAAAUGAACGCGGAAUGUUACAUGAUGCAUUGCGUCGGCUUCAUUCGAUCAUCGACCGUACAACUGUGAUAAAUCGAUUUUUGAUCGAUGUUGAUGAAUCUAUUGAAGAAGGCAAGGAAACGAUACAGCAAGUACAUAAAUCACCUGAUGAAAAAAGAAAGGAGAAAUUUGAUAUUAGCGAACUUGAUGCAAAUUUACAAAAGCUAAUUGGACGUAUCGAAAAACUUGAAUUGGAACGGAAUGAAUAUCGCGAAGCGCUUGAUCGAAUAAAAAAGAAGGGUCUUGAUUCGUAUAUUAAAAUUAACAAACAGGAAACGAUCUUUAAAAAUGUCGAAGAUCAGCUAGUGGAUGCUGAAGAAGAUAGGCGUUCGUUGGAAAUGCGCUUAACAUCAGCCAAGCAACUUCUGCGCUCUCAAGAGGAAGCGCUCAAACAGCGUGAUGAAGAAAGACGGCAUAUGAAAUUGAAAAUAGCUAAAUUUGAAAUGGAAGCACGUGGAAAAGAGGCGCAAUUACGUCAACUCAAUGAACUUGUUCGAAAUUUGCGUAAGGAUUUAGAAAGAGCACAAGGUGAUUUAGGAGUACUUCGUGAUAAUGAAGAACAAUGGUAUGCGCAUAAGUUUUAUUUGGAAAGCAAAUUAAAAGAUCAGGAAAGUGAAUCACAACAAACUCGUUUAUCGAUAGGGACUUUAGAAACUGAACGAAAUUCUCUCAGUGAAGAAGUACGCGAGCUUACCAGUCGACUGCAGCAAAUCGAAAGUAAACAUAGUGAUAUGAGGGAAGACAACGACCGUUUGAAAAAGGAUUUGCUCAAAGCAUCAGCAAAUGAAGCAGAACUUCGACGAAGCAUUGAACAGAAUUCACGUGUUAUCAGUGAUAAUCAAAUUUUGAAAGAACAGCUUGGAAGUGCUCAGAAUGAUUUGUCAAAUGCAAAUAAUCGAAAACAACAAAUUGAGAAUGAGCUACUGAUAGUACGUUCCGAACUGCGUGAUAUGAAGCAACGCUUUACUGAUAACAGAAAUCGCAUAUCAGAUCUUCAGCGACAUUUAAUUGAUGCUGAAAAUGACAAAGAACGUCUUGCAAAUAGACUGCAUAAUUUGGAAAAGACAGUAUCACAACAACGAAUAACUGAAACCGAAAUUCGCCAACAAUUAUCAUCAGUGUUAGAUGAGCGCAAUGCGUUACAAAAUGAUCUCCGUGAUGUACGACGACAUUUAGCACGAGUGGAAGCAGAAAAGAAGAACAUUAGCGACAAAUAUGAGGAAAUUGAGAAAAUCCGCCUAUCGUUAAUGAAACGUAUCGAACUUCUUGAUGAGGAAAAACGAAGAGCCGAAAAUAUUCUUCAUGAAACAUCAUUACAACGUGAAGCAAUUGAAAAUUCUUUGAACGCAUUGGAACGUGAAAAUAAGGAAUUGCAUCGUAAUUGCGCACAAUUGCAACAACAAAUUGCGCAACUUGAAUUAGAAAAUGGCAACCGCCUGAUACAACUUACCAAUAAGCAACAUGAAGAACACGACAAAUUCGUGCAAAAUAUGAGAACGGAAAAGUUACAGAUCGAGCGAAUAAUUGAAAAUCGUGAACGUUCACUGAAGAGUCGAAUUAAUCAGUUGGAAAAUCAACUGAACAUUAUGCGUGAUCAGUUGAAUAGCGAACGUCGUAGACGUCGUGAAAUUAGUGACAAAAUAUUAAGUGGCGAAGUGAAUCGAUUGAAUAUAAGCUUUUCGGGUAGUGCAGAUGGAUAUGAUUUAUAUGAUAGAACAAUAAAUUCGUAUAAUACAUAUUUUGGUACACCAUCUUUCACCAUUGAUUCAUCAAGUUUUGAUCCAAAUGUUACGGAUGAUUCAAAAAUUAUUUUGAAACAUUCUGAUCGAACUGAAAGUAAUUAUAUGUAUGGUGGCGGAAAUCGUACUUCUGGUACAGUAACAAUAACAGGAACCACCGGAAGCAGCAAAUCAUAUCAUAACGAACGAAAUGAUGACGAUAUAAUCUCCGCUCAUACUGCCAAAGACAAUGAGGGGGGAGGAAAUGAUCCCGGUAAGGGUAUCAAACAGAACGAUGAUGAAGAUGGUUCAUUAUCGUUGAGUGAAGUUGGCAAGGGUGCGACAUUUGAGCAACAGCAGCAGGUUCAUGAUGCUCCCCAACAACAAACCGAUAAUUAA